CGUUUCGUGACGUGGCGAGAAAGCUGAAGCUGAACGACAACGAGCUUCUGAAGACAGAGAAGAGGUUCAAGACUUUCAUGGAGAGUUACGGGAAGCGCUACGCCACGAGGGAAGAGUACCUGCACCGUCUCGGGAUUUUCGCCGGCAACAUGGCCAAGGCGGCGGAGCACCAGGUGCUGGACCCCACCGCUGUCCACGGUGUCACGCAAUUCUCUGACCUCUCUGAGGAGGAGUUUGAGAGGUUCUACACCGGCGUCAAAGGCGGGUUCCCGGCGAGUAAUGCUGCUGGCGGAGUGGCGCCGCCCUUGGAGGUGGAAGGCUUGCCGGAGAAUUUUGACUGGAGAGAGAAAGGGGCUGUUACUGAAGUUAAGAUGCAGGGUAGAUGUGGAUCUUGUUGGGCUUUCAGUACCACAGGGUCUAUAGAAGGAGCCAAUUUUAUUGCCACCGGCAAGCUCCUUAAUCUUAGUGAACAACAGCUUGUGGACUGUGACAACAAGUGUGACAUAACAGAAAAGUCAAGCUGUGACAAUGGUUGCAAUGGAGGCCUCAUGACAAACGCCUACAAUUACUUGAUUGAAGCUGGUGGAUUGGAGGAGGAGUCUUCAUACCCUUACACCGGAGAUAGAGGUGAAUGCAAGUUUGAUCCAGAGAAAAUAGCAGUUAGAAUCACAAAUUUCACCAAUAUCCCAGUGGAUGAGAACCAAAUUGCUGCACAUUUAGUCAAACAUGGUCCACUAGCAAUUGCCCUGAAUGCGGUUUUCAUGCAAACUUACAUUGGUGGUGUCUCAUGCCCUCUAAUAUGUGGCAAGAGAUGGCUCAACCAUGGUGUGCUUCUAGUAGGAUACAAGGAAAAAGGCUUCUCCAUUCUGACUUGGCAACAAGCCAUACUGGAUCAUCAAGAAUAUGGGGGAAGAACUGGGGAGAAAAUGGGUAUUACAAGCUUUGCCGAGGGCAUGGAAUGUGUGGAAUGAACACAAUGGUUUCUGCUGCCAUGGUGGCUCAAACGCCUACAAACAGAUUACAUGCUUCCUAUUAGCUA
This is a messenger RNA of Lotus japonicus, 1039 nucleotides long. RefSeq names its product probable cysteine protease RD19D. Gene Ontology annotation, cellular component: lysosome. The record is from RefSeq and is a predicted model, not a curated record. NCBI's taxonomy places the organism in Eukaryota, Viridiplantae, Streptophyta, Magnoliopsida, Fabales, Fabaceae. Gene Ontology annotation, molecular function: cysteine-type endopeptidase activity.